UCCUACCUACCUUCCUUCCUUCGCUGCUUCCCUCCUUCUCCUUCCCAUCUCCUUCCCUCCCUCCCUUCCUAGCCCAGGAGGGGAUGGGGGGAGGGCCAGGGGGCUGCAGGCUAGUGAUGGUUAGGGACCUCCUAGGACGGGGUACCACCAGGAGAGACUGAGAGGAGCAGACGAUAGUAGGGCGGCUCUGCGCGUGCCUGGAGCUCGGGAUCUCGCAUUCCCUGACAUACCGGUAUCCGCGGGGAGGGGGCGGGAGGCGGGGCGGAGGGGGCCUCGGAGAUAAAAAGGAAGGCAGCUGGCGAGGCCGGGCAGGGAUCGGGCCAUGGAGGCGGGGGAGGCGCUGGGGGUGGCCGCGGCGCUGCUGCUGGGUCUCUACGCGCUGCUUUACUACAACUUCGGAGCGGCCACCCGGUGUCGGAACGCGGUCAGCCUGCGGGGCAAGACGGUGCUCAUCACAGGUGGGAAUAGUGGGAUCGGGAAGGCCACGGCGGUGGAUCUGGCCCGGAGAGGCGCCCGCGUCAUUCUGACAUGCUGCGACAGAGUGAGAGGAGAAUCGGCUGUGUACGACAUCAGACGGGAAAGUGGGAACUCGGAGGUGAUCCUGAUGAUCCUGGAUCUGAAAAACCUGAACUCCGUGCGAGCUUUUGCGCAGAUCUUCUUAAAAUCGGAGCCCCGUCUGGACAUCCUCAUCAACAACGCAGGAGUUGUUAAAUGUGGCCAAACCAUCGAUGACUUUAACCAGAAUUUCCAGGUCAACCACUUGGCCCACUUCCUGCUGACCUACCUGCUCCUGGACCGGCUGAAGCGCUGCGCCCCGAGCAGGGUCGUAAUCGUGGCCUCGAAUAUGCAUUCCUUUGGGGAAAUCGACUUUCGGACCAUCCACAAGCCGGUGGAAGGGAUGUGGCAAGUGAUAAAAUCGUACAGCAGCAGCAAACUAGCCAACAUUCUCCACGCAAGAGAGUUGGCCAACCGUCUGGAAGGAACCAACGUCACCUGCUACGCGGUUCAUCCAGGAUUUGUUCAAACCGAAAUUGCUCACUCCCAUCCCCGUUGGGUAAUUUGGCUGCUGCGGACCGUCAAACCGUUCCUCCGAGGUGGGAAAAGUGGUGCCCAGACCUCCAUCUACUGCGCCACCGAGGAGGGAAUCGAGAGGCUGAGCGGGAGGUAUUUCGUGGACUGCCUGCCGAAGGUGCCCUGGCCACAAGCCUGCGAUGACCAGGUGGCCGAGAAGCUCUGGGAAUUCAGUGAGUUGCUGCUGGGACUGACCACUUCAGACACGGAAAAACAGAGGCGGCAUUUUGGGUAACUGAAAGUGGGCGUCCAAUUACAGAUAAUUCCUGAUUCAUAAUCAUUCAUCUAGUGACCAUUCAAAG
Molecule: messenger RNA, 1373 nt
Organism: Thamnophis elegans (Western terrestrial garter snake)
Lineage: Eukaryota; Metazoa; Chordata; Lepidosauria; Squamata; Natricidae
Product: dehydrogenase/reductase SDR family member 13-like
Exons: 5
Coding region: 323-1306 (327 amino acids)
Source: RefSeq, a predicted model, not a curated record